Messenger RNA from Kogia breviceps (pygmy sperm whale), 2257 nucleotides. It is a transcript of the gene MAFB, whose product is annotated as MAF bZIP transcription factor B. Gene Ontology annotation, cellular component: nucleus. The record is from RefSeq and is a predicted model, not a curated record. Gene Ontology annotation, molecular function: RNA polymerase II cis-regulatory region sequence-specific DNA binding; DNA-binding transcription factor activity, RNA polymerase II-specific. NCBI's taxonomy places the organism in Eukaryota, Metazoa, Chordata, Mammalia, Artiodactyla, Physeteridae. Gene Ontology annotation, biological process: regulation of myeloid cell differentiation; regulation of transcription by RNA polymerase II.
AGAUUGAGAGAGCCCAAGAGCAAGAGAGCUAGAGAGCGAGCGGCGGGCGCUCGCCCGGCGCCACCCCUCGACCCGGCCGCGCGCCCCGCUCGCUUCUCCGCCCCUCCCGGCUCGGCCCGGCCCCGGCUCGGCCACAGCCCCGAGCUCUGGGGCGGCGCAGGCAGCCUCGGGACUCUCCCGCGCGCCGCCGCGUCCCCAGACAAAGGCUUGGCCGGCGGCCCCGGCCCGCUGCGCCCUCCGCUCCCCACCUCCCGGGCUCGCCGCUCUUCGCCCCCGCUCCCGGCUCGGCGCGCCCCGGCCGGCUGCAAAGUUUCCCGGGCGGCGGCGGCUGCGCCUCGCGUGAGCGAUGGCCGCGGAGCUGAGCAUGGGGCCUGAGUUGCCCACCAGCCCGCUGGCCAUGGAGUACGUCAACGACUUCGACCUGCUCAAGUUCGACGUAAAGAAGGAGCCGCUGGGGCGCGCGGACCGCCCGGGCCGUCCCUGCACGCGCCUGCAGCCAGCCGGCUCGGUGUCAUCCACACCGCUCAGCACGCCGUGCAGCUCGGUGCCCUCGUCGCCCAGCUUCAGCCCAACCGAACAGAAGACCCACCUCGAGGACCUGUACUGGAUGGCGAGCAACUACCAGCAGAUGAACCCCGAGGCGCUCAACCUGACGCCCGAGGACGCAGUGGAGGCGCUCAUAGGCUCGCACCCAGUGCCACAGCCGUUGCAGAGCUUCGACGGCUUCCGCGGCGCGCACCACCACCAUCACCACCACCACCCACACCCGCACCACGCGUACCCGGGCGCCGGCGUGGCGCACGACGAGCUGGGCCCACACGCGCACCCGCACCAUCACCAUCAUCACCAAGCGUCGCCGCCGCCGUCCAGCGCGGCCAGCCCCGCGCAGCAGCUGCCCACCAGCCACCCCGGGCCUGGGCCGCACGCAGCGGCCGCGGCGACGGCGGCUGGUGGUAGCAGCAGCGUGGAGGACCGCUUCUCCGACGACCAGCUCGUGUCCAUGUCCGUGCGCGAGCUGAACCGCCACCUGCGGGGCUUCACCAAGGACGAGGUGAUCCGCCUGAAGCAGAAGCGGCGGACCCUGAAGAACCGGGGCUACGCCCAGUCGUGCAGGUAUAAACGCGUCCAGCAGAAACACCACCUGGAGAAUGAGAAGACGCAGCUCAUUCAGCAGGUGGAGCAGCUUAAGCAGGAGGUGUCCCGGCUGGCCCGCGAAAGAGACGCCUACAAGGUCAAGUGCGAGAAACUCGCCAACUCCGGCUUCAGGGAGGCGGGCUCCACCAGCGACAGCCCCUCCUCUCCCGAGUUCUUUCUGUGAGUCGUGGCCGCUCCCGGCCCCCGCCCUUGCCCCGGCCCGGACUCCCCGUCCCGUGUCCCCAGCCCCGGACUCCCCCGGACCCUGUCCCUGCCACGGCCCCAGCCAUGACCUGUUUGACUUGAGGGAGAGGGAGGAAGGGCGCGCGGGACGCGGGCGACGGGAGGGCGCGCGGGCAGGCAGGGGACCUUGGCCAAGGCGAGAGCGGUGAGCGCCAGCGGCGCCUCCUAGACUCGAGCAGAGCCAGAGGGAGGCGAGGGGGUGGGAAGUCCCAGAGCAACUUUUCUCCAGGCUGGAGGGCGGCAAGGCAUAGUCGCGAGGAGUCGCCAAGGCCGUCUGGAGACUCCUGGCUUCCUGAACUUUGCGCGUUAAGCCGGGGCCGCUUCCUCGCGGCCCGGAGCGUAAUCCAGCCCAGCAAGAGAGCAGCGAGGAGAGGAAAGGAGAGGGACACUGGCGUCCCGGCAGGCGCGAGGCGAGGCUGAGCCAAGGAAGGAAGGACAGACGGACCUGUCUGUCCAGGGUCCGGAGAACACUGGCUCUCAGCCCCGAGACGCGGGCCUCAGUUAGGACGUUCUGCGCGCAAAUCUCAUCAGUUUUAUUGCCUGCUCGAUUAUAUAGAAAAAAUACGAAAAUCUGCAUUAAAAAUAUUAAUCCUGCAUGCUGGACAUGUAUGGUAAUAAUUUCUAUUUUGUACCAUUUUCUUGUUUAACUUUAGCAUGUUGUUGAUCAUGGAUCAUAACCCCCUUGUUUCUUUGGGUGAGAAGGGAUCGCAGUUCGGAAACUCCGGCGGCUGCUUGUCGGGUUUCAGUCUAUGGGCUGUAGGCUUGUAAAUACCCGCCCCGCCAAACCGCUUAAGAGAACCUGGCAGCAAGCUGAGUGUCUUUGUUUGGGUUUAUUAUUAUGGCAUUUUUUUGUAAGUAAAAAAAAAAAAAAACAAAAAAA